AUGUCAGGCUUUGAAGUGGUGGGUGUCGUUCUGGGAUCUAUUCCCCUCUUGAUCUCAGGGCUCGAGCACUAUCGAAACGGUAUGGAAACAAUCGGAAACAUGGUCCAGUACAUCGAGGUUGUGGAAAACAUAUUGGAUUCAAUAUCGACAACUCUCGCAAUUUACCGACAAUCCUGCGAAGUCCUACUUGAGGGUCUUAUUUUGCCUGAAGAUAUCCUUGCUGAACUUCUUAAUAAUUCCAGUUCUACCGCGUGGUCGAACCAAGAGCUUGUCGAACAGCUCAAGAAACAGUUUGGACCACAUCGUGAAUAUGAGGUCUACAAAAGGGCCGUGAUUAGAUUGAACAAACGAAUUGAGAAAUUCAGAAGCAAGCUAGACCUUGACGAAUCCUUCCAACCUAGAUGGGUUCAGUCCAACAGCGUUGAUGCUAAUUUGCUUGGCAAAUUUUUUAAUAGCGGGCGUGACCUUCGUCGACGGUUGAAAAUUGGCUUCAAUGGGGAAAGGUACAUGGAAUUAGCAGAUGCUAUUGAGAGCGAUGUGACUCGCAUCAGCACCCUCAUAGGAGGCGCGAGGACUCUGGAGCCUAUAAGAACAGACCUUUUGAUCAUGUUGGAACUUCGAAUACUAAUUCACCAUGGAAAUGGAAACUACUCGAGAUCGAACCGAAAUUGGCUCGCGAUCCGCAUUAUUCACGAUGAAACUUGGGAGCACUAUUUGUAUCUUAUCAACCCUCGAGAUGAAUUACGCAACAGGGAUGGGUUCAGCUCACUAGAGGAGAUCUUACGCGAUGCCCAACUAAUAGGAACGAAGACGAAGUUUGGAAUUGCCGCAGCUUUAGCCUCAGAUGUGCUGCAGUUCCAUGCCACAGCUUGGCUUAACGAUCAAUGGGACUCGAGAGAUCGUUUUGGACAUCAGGAGUUUGCCAGGUUCUCAUCAAAACAUCGAGGUCCCUCUGUUUCCAACCAGAUGACAUUCGCUCUUGGUGUCGCCCUGAUCGAGUUAUCGUACAGCAAGCGUUUACUCGACUUCCAGGAACCUGGUGACCUUGAUGAAAACGGAAACGUUGACAUUUUGACGAGGCUGGAGAUUGCUAAGCGACUAGUCGGUAGAAUUGAGAAGCGGGAUGGUGGAAAAUAUGUAGACGUUCUGGACCGAUGCAUUCGGUUCUUUGACCACAGUGAAACAUACAUGGUAAUCGCUCUUAUAUGA
Messenger RNA from Fusarium graminearum PH-1, 1209 nucleotides. RefSeq lists its product as uncharacterized. The transcript is spliced from 7 exons. The record is from RefSeq and is a predicted model, not a curated record. Lineage: Eukaryota; Fungi; Ascomycota; Sordariomycetes; Hypocreales; Nectriaceae. Bases 1 to 1209 code for a protein of 402 amino acids.